UGUACCGAUGUCUUGGUCUUUUCCUUCUUGCAUUGUAACUAAGCUGAACGCGUUUCACAAUCAACACGAGAGCACAGUCCCACAGACGCUCAGCUUUGGCAACAUUUAGAUCUAGAUCUAGUUGUUCUUUUGGACUAGUGACUGCGACUGAUGUCUAGAUCUUAGUUGUUACAUGCCACGUCUAUAAAAGUCUUAGUUUUAAUUUACUUACCCUUAGCCUUAAUAAUUUAAUUUAAAAAAUGGCAACUAAGUUGUUUGUUGGAGUAUACAAGCAAUCUCUUCGAUGUCCACAUGUUCAGUCUAUGACUUUAAAAUGCCAGCUUCAAAAAUCCAAAAGACUGUAUUCACCAUCUUUUCAUCAAAAUGUACUGCACAGUAGAAUGUUGUCAACAUCUGUGCAACGACCAAAACAAUCAAAAGAUAAAGUAUUAUUUACUCCUGGACCACUUGGUGUAACAUUAAGUGUAAAACAGGCUAUGUUACGAGAUGUUGGCUCACGUGAUAAAGAAUUUAUAGAAUGCAUCAAAUUUAUUAGAUCAAAAAUUUUAGAAAUAGCAGGUGUAUCUCAAAAAGACUUUUGCUGCAUCCCUAUUCAAGGUAGUGGAACAUUUGCUGUUGAUGCGUCUUUCCAAACUGUUCUGCCCAGACAAGGAGCCAAGGCUUUGAUUAUUGAAAAUGGAGCUUAUGGUAAAAGAAUGUCGAAGAUUUGUGCUGCCGCUGGUAUAAGUUGUGAUGUUCAGAGCUUUAGAGAAGAUAGGCAAGUGGAGCCAGAAGUUGUUGAGGAUGCUUUGAGUGGACGAACCAAGUAUGACCUUGUGGCAAUUGUUCACAGUGAGACAAGCUCUGGUGUCUUCAAUCCCAUUGCAGAAGUAGGAAAUAUUGUUAAAAGCUUGUCACCAGAGUCCAUCUACUUAGUUGAUGCUGUGAGCAGUUUUGGUGCAGUUCCAAUAAACUUUGAAGAAAGUUGUAUAGAUGUAUUGAUCAGUUCAGCUAACAAAUGUCUUCAGGGAGUCCCUGGUUUUGCUUUUGUUUUAGCAAGAAAUAGUGUAAUGGACAACUGCAAAGGAAAUUCUCGAAGUUUAGCUCUUGACCUUUAUGAUCAAGUGAAGCAACUGGACCAGACCAAUCAGUUUAGGUUCACUCCUGCUACACAUUCAAUGCUUGCCUUUAAACAAGCUUUAAUUGAAUUUGAACAAGAGGGUGGAGUUGAAGGAAGAGCUAAAAGAUAUAAAAACAACAGGGCAGUAUUACAAAAAGGAAUGAAUGAGCUUGGUUUCAAGGAACUUCUGGAUGAGAAAGUUGCAGGAUACAUUAUCACAUCCUAUCUAUAUCCCAAGGAUCCAAAUUUCAAUUUCAACACAUUUUAUAACAAGCUCAAUGAUAAAGAUCUGGUGAUUUACCCCGGAAAAGUCUUAGACACAGACUGUUUCAGGAUCGGCACCAUUGGAGAUCUGCAUGCAGAGGACAUGACAACUUUGGUCAAAGCAGUCAGGGAAGUGUGUCAUGACAUGAAGAUCAGUAUACCCAUCAAAUAUUAACAUCAUUUAACUUUGCUCAAUCUUGAUCCAAAUAAAUAGAUAAAAUAACUUUGAAAUCCAGUCGCUGUGCUACAAUAAGUUAUUCUCUUGAAAUGACCUUGACAUUUCAAACUGUAAAACAUUUCUUCAUUAAAACAUUUAAGAUUUUUUUCCUAACUGUAGUCAAUAUUUAUGUUUGUAAAAGGAUGGGAACAGUUUUCUUAUGUAUAUUUGUCAAUCAAACUGUUCUUUUAUUAUUGUCAGGUAUGUCUAAGUCAUCAUGCGAACUGUCAUUUUCGAUUUUCCACAUAUGAAAAUUUGCUUCAACGAUUUUAUCUGUACCAAGAAUUUUUUGAUGUUUUUCAUUUUAUUUGAUAUGUAGAUUUGUUCCAGUGUACUAUAAUUUACAUUUGUCUGUAUUUUGUAUGAUUUAAUCAAGUGAAAAAGGAAACUAAAAUUUAUUUGCAUCAUUUUGUUACUAAGAUCUGCUGCAUUUAGUCAUUUCUGUGUAGUCCCUUGGUAAUAUUUUAUUGCUUAAGAGUUUUUCAUUUGUAAUUUUGUUGUCAUCAGUGUGUAUUCAAUGAGGGGUUGAAGACUUGGUGAAAUGAAACUAAGAUUCCAUUAUAUUUAAUGGUCUUUAUACAAUAGCUUCCUCGGUAGGCAACUGGUUGGACCUUUUUAUGAUGGCAAGGUCUAAAGUCAGCGUUCAUAUAUUUGUUGUAUAUUUUAUAACAUUUAAUUGUAUGCUUUAUACAUACUGUAGGCUUGAAGCUUCAUCUAAUUAUAGCUGUCUAGUGGAGUUAAUUUGGACAGUACUUACAACAAAACUACUUCAGGGCUUAGUGUCCUCCCUUUCAUUAACUGUUUUGACUUAUUUCUUGAUUUUGGAAUGCUUUUACUAGCUACUUUCAUCACUCUAACUUACUGAUUUAAUGAAAAAGUAUGUUAAAUUAAUAUAAAGAUUGAUGUAGAUAAGUCGUCAUGAUUUGAAUUCUAUUGAAAAAGUGUAAAAAAAAAAAAAUCUGUUUUACAAGAUAAAGGUCAUGUGUGUUGUCUGUGAAGGGACAUUGUUAGCAACAAAACAAUUCUUAGACCUUUAUAGAGUUUACUUGAUUUCUAUUCAUUUACUUUCAAGUGUAAUUAGAAAAAUGUUAUAUAUUUUCACACUGGUGACCAGUAUUAUAUUGCAUUUUUUUAAAUAUUGCAUUUUUGGUAUCAUGUUCUUUAUUUAUAUCAAACUAUGAAGAUUGUUUUUUCCAUUCAUGUAUAAAGGUAAAACCAUAUCUGCAUAUGAGGGUAAAUACAUAAUUUAUUAAUG
Messenger RNA from Biomphalaria glabrata, 2835 nucleotides. RefSeq names its product 2-aminoethylphosphonate--pyruvate transaminase-like. Gene Ontology annotation, molecular function: 2-aminoethylphosphonate:pyruvate transaminase activity. NCBI's taxonomy places the organism in Eukaryota, Metazoa, Mollusca, Gastropoda, Planorbidae. The coding region runs from base 240 to 1538 and encodes 432 amino acids. Gene Ontology annotation, biological process: organic phosphonate catabolic process. The transcript is spliced from 8 exons. The record is from RefSeq and is a predicted model, not a curated record.